Molecule: messenger RNA, 4017 nt
Organism: Ichthyophthirius multifiliis
Lineage: Eukaryota; Ciliophora; Oligohymenophorea; Hymenostomatida
Exons: 8
Biological process (GO): transmembrane transport
Cellular component (GO): membrane
Molecular function (GO): ATP binding; ABC-type transporter activity; ATP hydrolysis activity
Source: RefSeq, a predicted model, not a curated record
AUGUCAUAAACAUCUUCAGUCUUAUCUGAGCAUUUUAUUUAAGACCCUUCAACAAUUCCUCCUUAUCCAUAAACAACUCAAAACAGUUUAUAGAAUGCAAAUAUUUUCAGUAGAAUAUUUUUUCAUUGGAUACAUCCUUUAAUAAGGCUCGGAAACAAAUAUUACUUAGAGUAAUACUGUUUAGAUGAUUUGAGAGAAUAAGAUAAAUCUGAAAAUUAAUAUUAAGUGUUUGCAUAAGCUUUUAAUUAUUAUAAAACACGAUCAAAAUAGCCACUAAUAAGGACAUUAAUUCAUUAAUUUAAAAAGUAAAUAAUUGUAAGUUAUACAUUUUCUUUCUUCUAUAGUUGUUUAGAAAUGUGUACCCCUAUAUUAAUAAGAGUAGUAAUAGAUUAUGUAAGCGAUUAAAAGCACGAUCUAGAUUAUGGAAUAAUAUUAUUAUUACUAAUAAUGUUAUCUAGAAUAUUAAACUGUUUAACAGAAUGUCAUUCAGCAUUUAAUUUUAAUAUAUUAGGGUAUAAUUUUACAAACGCAAUAUCAAUAGCCUUAUUUAAAAAAUCUUUAAAUAUAUCUCUAUUAAAUUAAUAAUAAUAUAAUUCAGGUAUAUUAAUAAAUAUGUUGUAAGUAGAUACCUAAAAAUUGUAAGUAUUAUGCUAUUAUGUUUCCACUAUGACUUUCUUACCUUUAUAAAUAAUUUUUGCACUAUAUUUAAUGUAUGAUGCAAUCGGAAUAUCUUUUUUAUUUGGAGUUGGUAUCAUGUUUUUUAUGGGAUUUGUUAACUAUAUAAUUGGGAGAUUUUCAUACGUUAAUUAAAGGCAAUUAAUGAUAGCAAAAGAUAAAAGAAUGAAUAUUUCAAGCGAAAUUUUUAAUUCAAUAAAAGUUAUUAAAGCGAAUGCUUGGGAGGAACAUUUUUAUGAUAAACUGGAAGUUAAGAGGGAGAAAGAACUAGAAUUAAUUUCUAAAAAAUUCAUUUUGGGUACUCUUGCAAUCUUCACAUUAUGGAUUACUCCUAUGCUUAUUAUUAAUUCUACUUUUGCUGGAUAUAUUUUACUUGAUAAUGUUAUUACACCUUAAAAGGCUUUCACUAUUAUCUCUUUAUUUUAUAUUUUACAAGAACCUAUUCGUUCUAUUCCAAUGGUUAUAAAUUAUUUAAUUGAAGCUUAUAUUAGUAUAAAGAGAAUUGAAAAAUAUUUCUAAUUUGAGGAAGUUAAAAAAGAUGAUAUUAUUUUUAAACAAAAAAAUAAAGAUUUUGCUAUUAGAAUUAUUAAUGGAUACUUUUUUUGGCAAAAACAAGGACACAAUUUAUAUGAAAUGGAAGAUUCAGAAGAGGACUAAAAUAAUGAAAAUACUAUUGAAAACAAUAUUUAGAAAAAGUAUAGUAAUUCUAAUUAGAGUGAAGACGAUGAAGAUGAUUUAUAAAAUACACAAGCAUCUAAAAAUAAAAACAAUAAGAAUUAUUAUACACUAAUUAAUAUAAAUAUGUAAAUACCUAAAGGUAAAUUAGUUGCUAUUAUUGGUGAUGUGGGAAGUGGAAAAUCAUCCGUCUUAUAUAGUAUAUUAGGAGAAAUGAGAUAUGAUAAAUGUUGUGGAUUUUCACCAUAAAUAUACGUAGAUGGAAAAAUAUCAUUUGUAAGUCAGAAAUCAUGGAUAACAAACGCAACAGUGAGAGAUAAUAUAAUUUUUGGUAAUCAGUUUUCAGAACAAAAAUACAAAAAUGUUAUAUUUUAAACUUGUCUAAUUAAAGAUUUUGCUAAUUUUUAAUAAGGAGAUAAAACUUUAAUAGGAGAAAAAGGUGCUAAUUUAUCCGGAGGAUAAAAAGCACGUAUUACUUUAGCAAGAGCUCUUUAUAAUGAUACUGAAAUUUUACUUUUAGACGAUAUUCUAAGUGCUGUUGAUGCUCAUGUGGCUAAAAGUAUUAUAAAUAAUUGCUUAAAAAUUAAAGAUUCUUAAAAUAAGACUAUAUUGCUAUCUACUCAUGCUCUUUAUUAUAUGAAAUAUAUGGAUUAUAUUUAUUUUAUGGAAAAUGGUUAAAUAAAAUAAUAAGGUAUUUAUGAAGAAAUGUGCAAAAGUUAAUGUUUUUAAUAAAUUUUUGAUAAAUGUAUGAAGACUAAAAUAAACGAUUUUAAAAUAAUUUAAAUGAAGAUCCAAGAAGAUGAAUUUUAAUAAAUAAAUUUUUCAUCAUUUUAAAAAUAAAAAAAUAAAUAAAAUGGAAUAAUAAUUUUAGAAGAUCGUAAAAAAGGUUCCAUUUAAUUUUCUUUAAUAAGAAAAUUUAUCAAAUUUUAUGGAGGAUUUCUCUUCAUAAUUUUAAUUUUCUUUUCUAUGUUAAUAUGGCAAAUAUUGAAAAACUUUUCAAACAUAUGGAUUGCUAUAUGGACAAAAAAUAAUCAAGAAGACAAAAAUAUAUAUUAUUUGACAAUAUUUUCAUUAAUAUCAUUAUCUUAUGGUAUUUUUGCUAUUUUUAGAGUAAUUAUAACUUUUUAUUGUUCCAUAAAUGCUAGUCGAAUAAUACAUAAAAGAAUGAUAACAUCGCUUAUAUUCGCACCUUUAAAUGAAUUUUUCGAAAGAGUUCCUUUUGGAAGAAUAUUAAAUAGACUUUCGAAAGAUAUGUAAGUAGUCGAUUAGGAUCUGGCUUUUGUUUUAGGAAGUUUUUUGGUAGCUUUUUUUUCAUUUAUAGGUGAUGCAAUUUUAUGUAUAUUUGCAAGUAGUUAUUGGGUUAUUAUUCCUACAGUUUUAUUUAUUGUUUCUUGUAAAUUAUUAUAGGGAUAUUACAUGAGAGCUUAAAGAGAAAUAGUUAGGAUGGAAACUAUUUCAAGAUCUCCAAUCGUUUCUUUUUUUGCAGAAACACUUUAAGGUUUAUCUAUUAUUAGAGCUUUUGUAUAAAAAGAAAGAUUUUAGAAAUAACAUUGUAACAAUAUUGAUGAUAAUAAAAAAAAUCAGCUUGCUUUUAUUGCCAUGGAAGCUUGGUUUAAAUAAAAUCUUACUUUUAUGUCCCUAUUUGUUAAUACUACAGCUAUUUCAUUCUGUUUAUUUUCACCUAAUCCAGAUCCUUCGAUGACUGGUUUACUUUUGACUUUUGCAUUUUCAAUUGAUUAGUAGAUUUAAAAUUUAAUCAUGACUUACAGUAGUUUUGAAAAAAAAAUCGUUUCAUUUGAAAGAUGCUAUUCAUAUACAAGAAUAACUCCAGAAGAAGGACAAUUGUAAUAUUUAAAAGAUCGUGAAAAUUUAAGAGUUUAGAGAAAUUUAUUAAAAAAUUACAAAGAUGAUCCUUUAUUGCUAUGGCCUUAAUAAGGAAGUAUUGAAUUUUAAGACUUUUACUUAAAAUAUAGAAAAAAUCUUACUUAUGUAUUGAAAGGAAUUAAUGUAAUAAUAAAUCCAGGAGAAAAAAUAGGCAUUGUGGGAAGAACAGGAGCUGGAAAAUCUACUAUUACAUUAGCUUUAUUAAGAAUUCUGGAAGCUUUUAAAGGAAAAAUUAUUAUUGAUAAAAUAGAUAUUUCUAAGAUUAGAUUAGAUGAAUUAAGAUCUAAAAUUACAAUUAUUAUGCAAGAUUCUUCGCUCUUUGAUGGAUCUCUUAGGCAUAAUAUUGAUCCUUAAAGUUUGUAUAGCGAUUCAGAUAUUAUUAGAACUUUAAAUUAGUGUCAACUUAAUCAUUUGAUUAAAAAUGAUAGCUUAGAUGCUCCUAUUAAUGAAGGUGGAGAUAAUUUAAGUAUGGGAGAAAAAUAACUUAUUUGUAUUGCUAGAGCUUUAUUAAAAAGAAGUAAAAUUGUACUUAUUGAUGAAGCCACUGCCAAUAUUGAUAUUUAAACAGACUUUCUGAUAUAAAAAGUUAUUCAGAAAGUUUUCAAAGAUUGCACAGUACUUACCAUUGCUCAUAGGGUUAAUACUAUUAUUAAUUGUAAUAGGAUUUUGUUUUUAAAUAAAGGAUAAGUUUAGGAAUUUGAUACACCGUAAAAUUUAUUAAAUGAUAAAAAAUCGGCUUUUUAUUCUUUAUAUCAAGAAUAUGCAAAAGAAAAUAAAAUAUGA